UGCUUGCGAAAGUCUCCUUGCUCCAGCGGCAGCCGCGCUCCAGCCGGGCUCGUCCUCCGUGUAGCCAGAGGAGGCGGGGGAGGUGGCGGCGAGGCAAGGGCCCAGGAUGGUCCUGAUCCUGCCCCACAUACUCAUUGCUGCCGUUCAAUUUUUCAGACGGGGCCAGCAAGUCUUCCUGAAGGCGGCGGAGGAGGCGGCGGCGGCGGCGGCCCGGGGCUCAGACACGCUACAGGAUGCCUUGCUCAGCUUGGGCUCUGUCAUUGAUGCCUCCAGCCUCCGGGAAGUCAUCAAAGAUGCCAUUGCUUCGGUGCUCCCCAAAGUGGAAAGAGUGUAUGUUUACUUGCUGGAUGGAGCAGCCCUUCUGACAUGCAACGACCCACCACAUGAGUUACCGCAGGAAGGGAGACUCGGAGAUGCCGUCCUCAAGCAAAAGAGGGUGGCAUGCAAUGGGCUGCCACUGGCUGAGCUGCAGGGCAAGGCAAUGGUUGGCCUGGCUGCACCGUUAGCCCCAGAUAAGCAAGUGUUGAUCAUCCCUGUGGUGGACAAGGAGGCCGGGACUGUGGUUUGUGUCAUCCUGGUGCACUGCGGUCAGCUCUGUGAAUCUGAUGAGCUGAACCUGCGCGCUUUAGAGAAGCACAUCCUGGUGUCCUACAAGCGCAUCCAAGCUCUGCAGAAGCUGCAACCCUGGCCGCAGGUCAGCCUGUCCACCAGCUCCUCGCAAAAUUCUCUGGCAAAGAGUGGAGGGCCCCCCAAGAGCAACUACAGUGACUUGGACCAGAAGAUCCUCCAGUUGUGCGGGGAGCUGUACGACUUGGAUGCAGCCUCACUCCAGCUCAAAGUUAUUAAUUAUCUGAAGCAAGAGACCCAGUCUCCAUGCUGUUGCCUCCUGCUGGUGUCAGAAGAUAACCACCAGCUGUUCUGCCAGGUUGUUGGUGACAAAGUGCUGGAGGAAGAGAUCAGCUUCCCCUUAACAGUUGGGCAUCUGGGAAAGGUUGUGGAGGAGAAGAAAUCAAUCACUCUCCAAGACAUCAGUUUGGAAGAGCACAAGCAGCUGAACAACAUGCUUGGCUUUGAGGUGACUGCUAUGCUGUGUGUCCCGGUCAUCAGCAGGGCCACUUCCCAGGUGGUGGCUUUGGCCUGCGCCUUCAACAAGCUUGGGGGAGAAAGCUAUAUGGAAAUUGACGAGCACAAAAUCCAGCACUGCUUCUGCUAUACUUCCACGGUGUUGACCAGCACGUUGGCGUUCCAGAAAGAACAGAAACUCAAAUGCGAGUGCCAGGCUCUUUUGCAAGUGGCCAAGAAUCUGUUCACCCACCUUGAUGACGUGUCAGUGCUGCUCCAAGAGAUCAUCACAGAAGCCCGGAAUCUCAGCAAUGCCGAAAUUUGCUCCGUCUUCCUGCUGGACAGAAGCAGCCAUGAACUGGUGGCCAAGGUUUUUGAUGGGGGUGUGGUGGAUGAUGAGAGCUACGAAAUCCGGAUUCCGGCAGAUCAGGGCAUAGCGGGCCACGUGGCAACGACAGGGAAGAUCCUCAAUAUCAAGGACGCCUAUUCCCAUCCUCUCUUCUACCGCGGCGUGGAUGACAGCACCGGGUUCCGCACCAGAAACAUCCUGUGUUUCCCCAUCAAGGAUGAGAACCAGGAGGUCAUCGGAGUGGCUGAGUUGGUUAAUAAAAUCAAUGGGCCUUGGUUCAGCAAGUUCGACGAGGACCUGGCCACCGCUUUCUCCAUCUACUGCGGCAUCAGCAUUGCUCAUUCUCUGCUCUACAAGAAGGUUGGUGAAGCCCAGUACCGGAGCCACCUGGCCAAUGAGAUGAUGAUGUACCAUAUGAAGGUUUCGGAUGAUGAAUACACCAAGCUUCUCAAUGAAGGAAUCAAGUCAGUUUUGGUCAUUGACUCAGACUUUGCCAAAUUCAUAUACACACCGCGUUCUCUUCCAGAGGAUGACACAUCUAUGGCCAUUCUGAGCAUGUUGCAGGACAUGAACUUCAUCAGCAACUACAAAAUUGACCGCCAGACACUUGUCAGGUUCUGCCUGAUGGUGAAAAAGGGAUACCGGGACCCUCCAUACCACAACUGGAUGCACGCCUUCUCUGUCUCCCACUUCUGCUACCUGCUCUACAAAAAUCUGGAGUUGGUCAAUUACUUGGAAGACAUUGAAAUCUUUGCCUUGUUCGUCUCCUGCAUGUGCCAUGACCUGGACCAUCGAGGCACCAAUAACUCCUUUCAGGUGGCUUCGAAAUCGGUCCUGGCUGCUCUGUACAGCUCCGAAGGCUCUGUGAUGGAGAGACACCAUUUUGCUCAGGCCAUCGCCAUCUUGAACACCCAUGGCUGCAACAUCUUUGAUCAUUUCUCCCGGAAGGAUUACCAAAGGAUGCUGGAUUUGAUGAGGGAUAUUAUUCUGGCUACUGACCUCGCUCACCAUUUGAGGAUCUUCAAAGACCUCCAGAAGAUGGCAGAAGUUGGCUAUGACCCCAAGAACAAGCACCACCACACACUCCUCCUCUGCCUUCUCAUGACCUCAUGCGACCUCUCGGACCAGACCAAAGGCUGGAAAACCACCCGCAAGAUCGCUGAGUUGAUCUACAAAGAGUUCUUCUCCCAGGGAGAUCUGGAGAAAGCCAUGGGAAACCGGCCAAUGGAGAUGAUGGACCGGGAGAAAGCCUACAUCCCUGAACUGCAGAUCAGCUUUAUGGAGCACAUUGCCAUGCCCAUCUACAAGUUGCUUCAGGACCUCUUUCCCAAAUCAGCAGAGCUGUACGAGAGGGUGGCCAGCAACCGGGAACACUGGACGAAAGUCUCGCACAAAUUCACCAUCCGGGGUCUCCCCAGCAACAACUCCCUGGACUUUUUGGACGAGGAAUAUGACCUGCAGACGAUGGGCAACAAUAACGGCGUCAAGAUGAAUGGGUGCCUGGACUCAGAAGAGGGGCACAUGGAGGCAGAAUGAUAGCCCCACACACACACACCGGCCUCCCCGCUUGGCAGGGACCGGACACACACAAGUGCAACUUUGUAUCCCUUUCCCUUCUGGGAAAAGGAUGGGGCUGAUUUUGGAAACAAACAAACAAACAAAAAUGGUUCUUAUUAUUUAUCCCAUGUGCUCUACCCGCUGCAGGCAUUUUCCUCCAUCGCCACCCCACUCCAUUGACCCCCACUUUCCAUGCUGCUCCCUUGACACCCCUCCAUCCACUUCAAGGACCGGCUUCGUCCAUGAACACUAGAAUUCUGCCAGCUUGCUGUUGUUUAUGGCUUCCUCGUGCAAUUGAGUUUGAUGAAUGCACGAACCUCCACCCCUCACCCCACUUGACCCAUGUGCUGCGUUAUCAGCCAUUGUUGUCUGGUCAGACCGAGUCAUUUCUGAGAGCCAGGGCAGACGUACAUUAGCCCACCCCAGCCUUCCCCAAGCUGCUGUUUGGGGCUACCACUCUCAUCAGCUCCAGCCACCUGCGCUGGAGGGAACCAGCCUUGGGAAGGCUGGCCUGCCCAGAGAUGUCUGUAGGGCCCUUUGGUUUCUGUAGUAAGAAAAAGUAGCUUCCAGCAGCCACGGAUGCUGAGAUAAGGUCCCCUGUGCAAGGCUGAAUCAUAUGCAUCCCUUGUGUUCUGCCUGGGGGUGACCUCCUGGGUGGGUGGGGCAGAAUCAGAGCUUGGAAAAGGUACUUUUUUGAACUACAACUCCCAUCAGCCCAAUCCAGUGGCCAUGCUGGCUGGGGCUGAUCAGAGUUGUAGUUCAAAAAAAGUAACUUUUCCAAGCUCUGGGUAGGAUUGCCCAUUAGUCAAUUUUGGACCACCUAGAUCAAAGCCUUUGAGAGACACCUGAUCUUCCUUUCGAUGUAUGAACUAGAUAAUAAAUAAUAGUAUGAGCUGAGCUUGGAAAAGGUACUUUUUUGAACUACAACUCUCAUCAGCCCAAUCCAGUGGCCAUGCUGGCUGGGGCUGAUGGGAGUUGUAGGUUUAAAAAGUACCGUUUCCAAGCUCUGGGCAGAAUUUAUUUAUGUAUUGGUGGCUCGAAAGGGCUCUUUCCUUUUACAGUUUUGUGUGAGUGUCUCUCUCUCUGCCCCCACCCGAAUCUGAACCAAACCAGCCGGGUAGUUUGUCUGAAAGCAGAGGAGAACCAACCACACUUCUGGCAAAACAGUUUCUUGCUUUCAGGCUUUCGGCUUCUUCUCCUUCUUGCUUUGAAACAUCUGCGCUGGUUCUCAUCCCCGACACUGACCUCCUCCCUCCCCCAGCUUGCUAAGCCAUUUGAAGUCAUCCUUCGAGUGCACGAAGGAUCAAUUGGCGAUGGGCAGAAUUCUGUUCCAUCCAAGACCAUUUCUAGAGAUAAUCCGGAGUUUUUAGGCUAAUCUCCCAGUCAUCCUCUUGAGCUUUGGAAAGGUGCUCUUGAUCCUGGAUUGGGCCCACCAGAUCAAGCGUAGUCCUUGGGAUGCAGUGAACUGCAGAAAGCAGGAGGGUCCGUGGGGGAUGGAGGACCCUCUUUGAAGUUUGCUGCUUUUUCUGUGGACGCUUGGCGGAAGAGGGUCUGAUCUGAUCCCAAGUGGGUCUGGUGUCUGAAGAGCUCCCUCCACCAUGUAGGGAUUUCCCAGGAUCACUUGUUCCACUGUAAUAGCAGUAUGUUUAGUCAUUACAUACAUACCUGAUACCUGCAUACCUACCUGAGUGGCAGGAAAAAUUUGUCAGCAGGUUGUGGGGAAAAUAACAAUCAGGCGGAGAAUGCCAAGCGCAGGCAAGGAGGGUGAUAGUUACUUUUUAGAUGGGCCUUUUUGAUUCAUCAGACCAGCUGUUGCCAGCCUGGUAUGCUCCAGAUGUUGCUGGAGUGCUGCCGUUCCCAUCAGCUUCAGCCCUGUUAUUCUGGACUCGGUCACCUGAAUUCACCCAUGGUGACCAUUGUGCUGGUGACCCAGAGCAGGCCUGCCCUAAUUAUUAUCCCAAAGCAUGGCUGUUCUUCCUGGGGCUGCUGGAGCGUUGUAGUCCAAAACACACCCAGGGUCCAGGUCGGGGAAGGCUUUAUUUUAGAAACCCUUGAGACCACAUCUCAGCAUGUCUUGGUCGAGGGGAAACUCAGUGUGAUUCUGGGAUUUGUAAUCCCAACUGUCAGCCUUUAAUGGGCUUCAAGGUCAUAAAAUGACAAAACAACAUUGGCAAAUCUUUUGGCAGAGAGAGGUGUAGUGCCUAUAUUGUGUAGGGUGCCAUCUUGGGUGCUGCCGACCAUGUCCACAGCAGCACCUGCACAUAUCCAGCUAUAUUUGAGAUAAUAGAAAUGGAGGAAACCUCAGCACAACCCUCCCUCUUCCUCAGAGGACUGAAUGAGGCAGAGCAGAGUUCUUAUUGUAUUUAUUUAAUAUUGCAUUUAGAUCCCGCCUUUCCUCAAAGGAGCUCAUGGUGGCAUACAACCUUGGUUCUCCCCAUCCCAAUUUUAUUCUCACAACAACCCUGUGGGGUAGGUUAGCAUGAGAGGCAGUGAUUGGCCCAAAGUCACCUUCAUGGCCAAGUAGGGAUUCAAACCACUUUGCCACACUGGCUGACUCUUUGCUGGUACAAAUCCAGCUUUACUGCAAUAGCACUGCAGACAUUUCUUUUCUAUCAGAUCAUGUGGUGGUCUGUUUUAACAGCCUAGAUCAUGAAUGGGGGACCUGUGGCCCUCCAGAUUUUGUUGGACGACAUCUUCCAUCAUUCGUGACCAUUGGCCCUGCUGGCUCGGGUGGUGGGAGUGGGAGUCCAGCAACAUCUGGAGGGCCACAGAUGCUCCCCAGCCCUGGCCCAGAUUGUCUUGGUUUUGGCUUUAUCUUGGUUACGUGUCCCAAAAUCAUCAUCCCCCUGGUGCUCCUUUGGGUCAUCUCAUGGUGCUUUGCUCCAUCCUGGGACAUUCCUGCAGGGUGUCAGGGAGUGAGUAAGCUUGGAGGUAUCUUGGACAGGAACUGGUGCCACUCGCACAGUCUUCCAUCACUCCUGAGCCUUCCAUAGGCAUUGGGGUGGAGUUAGACUGCCCAAAAGAAACAGCUCAUCUGCAGGGAGAAGGAGACUCUGACCUUCUGAAAUCAGAACUAUUCUGGUUCCACUAUAUAUACAGCCCCAGUGCAAUACUGACCAAAUGACAGAAACAGUGUGAUGGCUGAUGAAACACUGUGGAACUUCAUGGAUUUUCUACAGCUGGAGCAGCCCUAGACAUUUUGCCACCUGAGGAACGCUGCGCCCCCCUCCCAUUCCAUGAACAGAAGGGGACUGGACUGGCAGUGGAACCUUUCUUGCAUGGGUGCUGGAGCAUCCUCCUCUGCACCUGAGGGCAGAGGGCUAGCACAGGGCAGGCCAAGUGGCACUCACAGAGCUCUGUCCUCUAUCGACCUUGCUGAACCUGCCGCUUGAGGCGGAUGCCUCAUUUUGCCUAAUGGUAGGGCUGGCCCCAGCAUCAAGAUCCUGUCAAGCUCAGCCAUGUCACUGAUGCACAGAGUCACAGAGGAUGCAAAGGGUCACUGAUGCACAUCAGACCCAUUGUCUCCCUGUUCUUUUACGUGGGUUAUCUUGUCUUCUUAAUUCAGUUGCUGGGAGUCAAGUCUUCAUUCCUCAGCAAUACACACACAUCCAUGCACUGAGCUUAGCUUCCAGCUCUGCCGCUGAGAGGCAUGAGAAAUUAUGGCUUAUUCGCUGUCUGUGGUGCUGUGAUGUCAUGGAUAGCGCAGACGUAUUAGCUGAGCUCAGUCUCACUUCUCCUUUUGGCCAAUUAAUCAGCACAGGGCAUGCAAGAUGACCCAUCCAGUGGGGCAGUCAUACGAUGCCUUUUGUCAGAAGCUAGAUUAGACAAUCUAACAUAGGGGGUUUCUCUGACUGUUGCAUGAGAGAUCAUCCCCGGACACACUUGAUUCUCAGGAAAGUUCUCAGCACCUGACCUCGCCCCCAAACACUGGGAGACAUAAAGCCCAGGUUGAGCUGAUCUACACUAUACGCAGCAAUGUAGCCCAUAUUUGAUGUUCUGCACUAAAAAGAAGAAGGUAAAUGCUAAAGCGAGAAUCAGAAACAUCAACAAAGUUGGUUGUGCAGAUUGGUAUCAACGGCCCUGCAAAAAUGGCUUGCUUGCAAGGAUUUGAGAAGGCUUGGUUUUGAAACAGAGGUUGGAAAUUAAGAGGAAUGAAUGGGAACUGGGCAGAAGGGAAAUCCCCAUCUGAAAUUCCUAUCCCUUCAAGUGUCUUUGCCAUGCCCAGUGACAUAAUUCAAAAUGACUUCUAGACAGCCUUCAGCUGGCUGACAUUCAACAGCAGUCAAGCACUGAUCAAGGGCCAUGUGAAUGAUAACAAUUCCGAUAUACAGUUAUAACAGAUUAUGAUGCUCCUCUGUUCAUAGGUGGAGAAGUCUUUCACCCAGUCAUAGGCAGUGGGGAAGGGCAGGUCAGAGAAUCGAAGCAUAAUAUCUUCAUGCAUCCAGCAAAGUGGACUCGUGUCCUUGAAACUGUGUGGCACAAUCAGUCAAAAAUGCCACAAAUACCUUUGUUGUCAUUCCUCUUAGGUUAAAAAACAUCAACAGGUGAACAACAUCUAACUCAGUAUUCUCUACACUGACUGGCAGCGGCUCUCCAGGCAGGGAAUGUUUUGCAACCCGAUCUGGAGAAGCCGGAAAUUGAACUUGGGACCUUCUGCGUGCAAACCAGACACUCUGCCACUGAGUUGCAGUCCUUCCCCAAACAUCUGCAGGUUUAAGUUUAGGCAGAGGAUUUAAAACCACAUUUACACUUCUUGUAAGGAACUGAGGGUGGCAUACACACUUGAUGGGGCUAUUGUCACAACAACUUUGUGAAGUAGGCGAGGCUGAGAGAAACUGACCACCCAAUGAGCUUUGUGGCUGAGAGUGUCCUGCACCCAAGCUGAGCAUAUGAACUGCUACGCCAUGCCAGCUCUCCUUCCUUAGGGCCAGAAAACAGAUAAGAAGACAGCCCAGAUCAUUUCCAGCUGAGUGAUGCUCCGGUUCAACGCUUUGUCCAUGGCUUUUGAAACUGCAGUUGGAAUCUGAACCCACCACCUCCAACUUUCAACCUGCAGACUCCCUCUUGCCCAUCCGACACCCUCCCAAACUAUUCAGGGUUGUCAGCUGCCUCCAAGCAAAGAGGGCACUCUGCAAAUGAAGGAAAAUGUGAUACUACCAAAGCCUAAGGGAGAGCAAGAACCUUGUAAAGAUGGUGGCUGGAAGCAUGAAGCGUGUUGGACAGUGUGUGAGCUAUGCUUGCCCCAGUCACUGAGUAAGGAGAUUCAUGGGAAGUGCUGUGGUAGUCAUCAAACAAAAAGUACUAACAUAAUAUAGAGUGACAACCAAACACACAGAAUCAUGGGAUCGUAGAGUUGGAAGGGGCCUAUAAAGCCAUCAAGUCCAGCCCCUGCUCAAUGCAGACAUCCAAAUUAGAACAUCCCCAAUGGGUGGCUGUCCAGCUGCCUCUUGAAGGCCUCCAGGGCUGGAGAAUCCACCUCCUCCCUUGGUCAUUGGUUCCAUUGUCAUAUGGCUCUAACAGUUAGGAAGUUGUUUCCUGAUGUUCAGUUGAAAUCUGGCUUCCUGCAACUUGAGCCCAUUAUUCCGUGUCCUGCAGUGGUGUUUCAGUGGGUCAGUCAUGCAUCUGGUGUGGAACACUUUUGGGGGUUGUUGGAGGGCAGAGAAGCCUUGCCAACCCACCCACCCCCCACUUAAUGGAAUGAAUGUGACAUGUAGGGAUGGGUGAGAAAUUCUAUACAGUUUGCAUGUGAAGCUGAAUUGAUUAAAUUUGCACUUUCCGAAACAAUAUGUGAAACAUAGCUAUCCUUUGAAAUGUGCACUUAUUCAAUUUUUGCAAUGCAGUUCUCACACCAAGCAAUGUUUACUUAAAUGCAUCUGUUGGGGGAAAGUGGGCAUAGAAAUGAAUAUCUCUGUGAAAAUAACAUACAAAAAUGCAUUUAUAUGAGGAUAAAUUGCUUACAAAAAGGGGAACAUUAGUCAAAACUGCCUACAAAAAUGUGUUUAUUUGGAGACAUUUGCACUAAAAUGCAGAAGAAUUUUCAUGAGGAUUUUUAAAAAAUGUAUAUCACAAAUUGCUGCAGAAAUGUGGAGAACUGAAUUUAAGAUUGGAAGAAUGAGCAACAGAGAGAACUGAAAUUGACAGAUCUUUCCAUUCCUAGCCAUGUCACAAAUUAUACUUAGAUGCCGUCACCCUACCUGCUGGAUUUUAACUUUUUCUAAAAAGAACUUUGUGAAGGUGGUAAAGUAGGAGUUGGCAGAGCAUGGACAGUUAGUUCUUUAAAACUACAACUCCCAUCAGCCCCAGCCAGCAUGGCCACUGGAUUGGGCUGAUGGGAGUUGUAGUUCAAAAAAGUAACUUUUCCAAGCUCUGGGAAUCGGCCAGUUAUAAUUCAAACCUUUAGCUCUUCAUAUAUGGCUAUUGGUGGUAGACAGAUGUUGUCCUGUUCCUGUGAUGGGAAACCACAUUUUAGCUAUGGAUGACCCAUCUUCAUUGUAGAGCAGGCUUGCAGAACUUUGGGCCCUCCAGACAUUGUUGAACUAAAACUCCCAUCAGCCCCAGCAAGCAUGGCCAGUGGCCAAGGAUGACGAGAGUUGUAGAUCAGCAACAUCUGAGAGGGCCAAAGGUUCCUCACACCUGCUGUAGAGAAACAUCUGGGCUUUCCUCCCUUGGAUGCGUGUUAUCACUCACACUAGGAAAAGGUGGGUAAAAAUUGUGUGCAUUUCUACAUGCAUAAAGCAUCUCUAUACAGAUCCAGAUAUUACAAAUUAGUGGCUGUAGAGAAUUGAAUGGGUGUUUUUUAAGACUCUCAAAGAAAAAGUGUUAGGCUAGGAAGGCAAGGCCUCCAUACCAAGAUAUGAAUUGGUGUAGAACUGAACUAAUAUAGGAACCUUCCUGUCUUUGGUUUCAGCCAACUACAUGUUGCACUCAUCAUGUCAAAAGCAGCCACAUCAUUUAUACCAGUCCUUGACUGCAAGGAACUGCCUUCGCCAACUUGGUGCCUUUGAAUGUUGCUUGAUUACAACUCCCAUUAACCCGCCUGCAUGCUCUGCUGGUUGAGCUAGAAAUGGGGGAGAAAUUCUGUUCAGUUUGCAUUUAAAGGCAAACCUACCUAAUUUGCACUUUCUGAAACAAUGUGUGAGCCGAAACACAACCACCGUUCAAAAUUCACACUUCUCUGAAUUUUGCAAUGCCAUUAUCCAGUAUAUACAAAAAUACAUAUAUUGGGGUAAGGUGCGCAUAAAAGGCAUAUAUUGGUGAAAAUAACAUACAAUAUUAGGGGGAAUUGCUUUGCAAAAAUGCAUAUUGGGAAAAUUGCAUACAAAAAUGUGUAUAUUAGGAGAAAUUCACACUAAAAUGCUGAUGAAUUUUCCACGAGGGCUUUAUUGUUGUUGUUGUUAUUAUUAUUAUUAUUAUUAUUAUUAUUAUUAUUACUAUUAUUGCAAAUUGACUUGGAGAACUGACCUCCAGACUGGAGAAACAAGAAAGAGGGAGAAACUGAAAUGGUCAAAUUUGCCCAUCGCUAACUGAGGCUGAUGGGCAUUUUGGUCAAACAACAUCUGAGGAGCACCAGGUUGGAGCAAGU
This is a messenger RNA of Rhineura floridana, 10550 nucleotides long. RefSeq names its product phosphodiesterase 2A (gene PDE2A). Gene Ontology annotation, biological process: negative regulation of receptor guanylyl cyclase signaling pathway; regulation of mitochondrion organization; cGMP catabolic process. Bases 107 to 2947 code for a protein of 946 amino acids. Gene Ontology annotation, cellular component: synaptic membrane; nucleus; mitochondrial inner membrane. The record is from RefSeq and is a predicted model, not a curated record. NCBI's taxonomy places the organism in Eukaryota, Metazoa, Chordata, Lepidosauria, Squamata, Rhineuridae. Gene Ontology annotation, molecular function: 3',5'-cyclic-AMP phosphodiesterase activity; protein homodimerization activity; 3',5'-cGMP-stimulated cyclic-nucleotide phosphodiesterase activity. The transcript has 30 exons.